Messenger RNA from Gossypium raimondii (Peruvian cotton), 2579 nucleotides. RefSeq names its product CDPK-related kinase 3. The transcript is spliced from 12 exons. Gene Ontology annotation, biological process: peptidyl-serine phosphorylation; protein autophosphorylation; intracellular signal transduction. The record is from RefSeq and is a predicted model, not a curated record. Gene Ontology annotation, cellular component: nucleus; cytoplasm. Bases 399 to 2240 code for a protein of 613 amino acids. NCBI's taxonomy places the organism in Eukaryota, Viridiplantae, Streptophyta, Magnoliopsida, Malvales, Malvaceae. Gene Ontology annotation, molecular function: calcium ion binding; calcium-dependent protein serine/threonine kinase activity; ATP binding.
CUGGAUUACAGGUCAUAUAAUUAUGUUGGAGUAAAUAAGUAAUACGGCCAGGGAGAGCAGUUGCUUCAAUUACGCUGUCCUUGUUUGUUGUUUUCCCUUUGGGUUUAACUAAAAGCCUUUAUAAUAAUGGUUAUGAAAGAAAGAGAGCCUUUUUUUUUUCCUCCUCCUUUUUACUUCAAUCUCAGUGAAGUUAGCGUGUUUUGAUCCACAACCUUGGCAGUGCUGAUUCGUCAGGCGACAUGCGGGGGUGUUUUAGUAAUCAUCCUUUGCUACUGUAUUCCAAGAACUCGCAGAGAAAAGUAAGAAAAUCUCUUGUCAUAAUCAGAUCAGGAGGGAAGGAUGCUGGAACCGUCCGAUGUGUAGCCUUUUGACUUUGUUGUGAUCGGGAGGGACUUUAGAUGGGGCAAUGUUACGGCAAAGUUAGUCAAACGCAAGUAAAUGAAACAGCCACGUCACAUGCUACCACAACAGUCACAGAGGUGGUUCCAGCCGAUCCUGGGGGGCAAACGCCACUGCAAUCCAGUAACGGCGCUGUUAAUUAUGUUCAAUCAGUUAAGAACACUCCAGCUAGGUCUUCCAGCCAGAGUCCAUGGCCCAGCCCCUACCCCUACGGGGUGACUGCCAGUCCGCUUCCACCGGGUGUAUCCCCUUCUCCGGCCAGGGCUUCAAGGGGUUCCACGCCUAGGAGAUUCUUCCGGCGCCCGUUCCCGCCGCCUUCGCCGGCCAAACACAUAAAAGCGUCGCUGUUGAAGCGUCUUGGCGGGAAGCCAAAGGAAGGAACGAUCCCUGAGGAUCCUGGAACUGAGCCGGAGCAAGCGUUGGAUAAGAGCUUUGGUUAUGGCAAGAAUUUUGGAGCUAAGUAUGAACUUGGAAAAGAAAUAGGACGAGGGCAUUUUGGUCACACUUGCUCUGCUAGAGGUAAAAAGGGUGACCUUAAGGAUCAACCCCUCGCUGUUAAGAUCAUCUCAAAAGCUAAGAUGACAACAGCAAUAUCAAUCGAAGACGUUCGAAGGGAGGUCAAAAUUUUAAAAGCACUAUCAGGACAUAAGCAUCUAGUCAAAUUUUAUGAUGCAUGUGAGGACGCCAAUAACGUGUACAUAGUUAUGGAAUUGUGUGAAGGUGGAGAGCUAUUAGACAGAAUUUUGGCAAGGGGAGGAAGGUACACUGAGGAAGACGCAAAAGCAAUACUUGUACAAAUUUUAAGUGUGGUGUCAUUUUGUCAUCUUCAGGGUGUUGUGCAUCGUGACUUAAAACCAGAGAACUUCCUUUUUACUUCCGGUGGUGAAAAUGCUGACAUGAAACUAAUUGAUUUUGGUCUUUCUGACUUUAUUAGACCAGAUGAAAGACUCAAUGAUAUUGUUGGAAGUGCGUAUUAUGUUGCUCCUGAAGUUUUGCACAGAUCUUAUAGUAUGGAAGCAGAUAUAUGGAGCAUCGGAGUGAUCACCUAUAUUUUGUUAUGUGGAAGCCGACCAUUUUGGGCACGUACAGAAUCUGGAAUUUUUCGUUCUGUGCUAAGAUCAGAUCCCAGCUUUGAUGAUAUGCCCUGGCCAUCUGUCUCUCCAGAGGCCAAAGAUUUUGUUAAGAGACUCUUAAACAAGGAUUACCGAAAAAGAAUGACUUCUGUUCAAGCUCUAGCGCACCCUUGGUUGCGGGAUGACAGUCGUCCAAUCCCUCUUGAUAUAUUGAUAUAUAGGUUACUCAAGUCAUACCUUCAUGCUUCACCAUUCAAACGUGCUGCCCUAAAGGCUCUUUCAAAAGCAUUGACUGAAGAUGAGCUGGUUUAUCUCAGGGCACAAUUUAGGCUGUUGGAACCAAACAGAGAUGGGAGUUUGUCUCUAGAAAAUUUUAAAAUGGCACUUGCUCAAAAUGCCACUGAAGCGAUGGGUGAAUCAAGGGUACCUGAUAUUCUUAAUGCUCAACUUUGUGUGGCUCAGAUGGGAUUGCUUGCAUACAGGAAGAUGUACUUUGAAGAGUUUUGUGCCGCUGCAGUUAGCACACAUCAAUUGGAAGCAGUUGAAGGCUGGGAGCAGAUAGCCUCCGCUGCUUUUGAGCAUUUCGAACAGGAGGGCAAUCGAGUAAUUUCAAUUGAGGAAUUGGCACGGGAGCUGAAUGUAGGCCCGUCUGCUUACUCAUUCCUCAAAGACUGGAUCAGAAUCUCUGAUGGAAAGCUUAAUUUACUUGGAUAUAAAAAAAUUUUACAUGGCGUGACGUUUCGUAGCUCGAAUACAAGACAUCAUUAGUUUUUAGCCAUUGAUUAUUAUACAGUGUCUUGCCAUUCAUGACAUUUUGAUUUGACUUUUUUCAGACAAUUUUUAGCCGUUCAUAUUAUAUAGUCCUUAAAAAUUUAUAACAUUUUGAAUGACUUGUGGGGUUUUCUUUGUUUUUUUUUAAUCUUUCUUUUAGGGUAGGUUACAGGGAAAAAAAAAGUGCAUAAGUGAAUGUGUUUAAGUGAGUUUGUUGAGAAUGAGAGGACACAAUUUAGAGUGAUGUUCACUGUUGCUUAUGGUUCAUGUAUUUGUAUUGUACGUGGGUUUGAGUUUGAAAAAGUUGGUAAAUAAAAUCAUUGUCUUUUUUAAAAA